AUAUUGGACGGAAACGGGCGAGUUGAAGAAAUAGAGGGAGAAACGGCAAAGGAGAUGCUUGGAUAAAUAAAUUCUCAAAUAAGCCGAUCAAACAGAGGAACAGUUUUCAAGUUGAUUGACUUUUAUUUAACGCUUUCGACGGAAGAACCGCAGUAAUGUCUGCCCAAGCUCAAAUGAGAGCUUUGCUCGACCAGCUGAUGGGAACAGCGAGGGACGGUUCAGUGUAUCUUUGCCAGCCUACAUCAAUCUGCAAAGGAGUUGCAGAAAAGCCUCAUGUUCAUCGAGCCGUGAGUCACACAUAAUUUUUAAAGCUGUUAUGGUGAAUAUCCAAACAAUUUGUUUGCCUUCCGGAAGUUAUUGUAGCCUUUUUUUUUUCUUAAAAAAAAAAAAAAAUCACACAAAUGGGUAAAUCUUCAGUGGCACUAGUAUUACUAUUUGAAAUAGUAUCACACAGCUUGAGCUAAGACGUCUGGUCGCGCUGAGUCCAAACGAGCAGUUUUCCAUUACACGUCUGUUUUUAGAAGGCAAUUUUAGCAGUCAGUCCACACACAGAAAAAAAAAAAAAAAAACUUUGCACACAGCAUUUACAAUCUGACUUGUGUAUGACUCCCAACUUCUUACUACAGGUGUGCGCAAGAAAACUGUUCCCAUUUAUACUUUUCUGCAGCGGGUUUAAAAUUCUGCAGCUGAGGUCUUGAAGAUGCAGAAGGGUACAGUAUGUGGUGCAAGUCGCAGUGUGUAUAACCUAAAUUUUUUUCCUUGGAUUUCUUUUGCAUCCUUGUUUUGAAUUUUCUUUGAAUGUUCACAGUUAUAAAUAAAGGCUUGGCUGGAACAUUUGAUUUAAAUUUUAAAAUCUCUAUUUGUAGUCCUUGUGGCCAUCUUCCAUUUUCUAAUGAAAAUGAUGCAACUUUAAGGUAGCUGUUGUACUUGACACGACUUAACUGAAACUUAAAUUGUAUUAUUAUAAUGUUAUGUUGCACCCCUCCCAGCCCAAUCCUUUGACCCUCCAUAUUUACAGAGUGGGCGUUGAGCCUUAUAACAAGUUAACUGAGUUGAGGCUCUGAUAAUAACACAUUUGAGGCUUGGGUAAGGUAAGCACUAAGGAUAAGAAAAAAGUACCACACACAUACAAAGCAACCUUUAUUACUGCAUUAAUACAUUAAUAUAGUCCAGUAGAGGCACAUUUACUCUACUAAUGGAUACCUGUAAUGUUACACUAAUAAAGUACAAUGAAAACCCUGACAAGCAGCAAUAUACAAAAUAGUUUUGAUUCAUUUGGAUGGGUACAAAAUAUUUAAAUGGAUCUGUGGUAUGUAGUACAAUUGCAUUAAUAUGUAUUGAAGCACUGGAUACCUCGCCACUGUUAUCGAGUAUGUGAGGGCUGUCUCACUGGUUCUUCUUUUGGGCUGUUUCAGGGGAUGAGACGCGGCAGAGGGUCAAGUUCACUGACGAGCGAGUCUGCAAAAGUCACCUUCUCAACUGCUGCCCACAUGACAUCCUCUCUGGAACUCGCAUGGACCUGGGGGAGUGCACUAAGAUCCAUGACCUGGCACUUCGGGCUGAUUAUGAAAUUGCCUCCAAGGAGAGAGACCUAUUCUUUGAGCUUGAUGCAGUGGAUCACCUAGAGUCUUUUAUUGUGGACUGUGAUCGGAGGACAGAACUGGCUAAGAAGCGCCUGGCUGAGACCCAAGAAGAGAUCAGUGCAGAGGUGGCAGCAAAGGCAGAGAAGGUGCAUGAGCUGAAUGAGGAAAUCGGAAAGCUCCUGGCCAAGGCUGAGCAGCUCGGAGCUGAGGGCAAUGUGGAUGAGGCUCAGAAAGUCCUGCAAGAGGUGGAAAAGGUCCGCACGAAGAAGAAGGAUGCAGAGGAAGAAUACAGAAACUCCAUGCCAGCCUCAAGCUUUCAGCAGCAGAAGCUUCGGGUGUGUGAGGUGUGCUCUGCUUACCUUGGUCUCCAUGACAACGACCGUCGUUUGGCUGACCAUUUUGGCGGGAAGCUUCACCUCGGCUUCAUUCAGAUCAGAGAAAAGCUGGACCAACUAAAGAAAACUGUGGUCGAGAAGCAAGAGAAGAGGAAUCAGGAGCGCUUAAAGAGACGAGAAGAAAGGGAGAAGGAGGAAAGGAUGAGGAGGAGGACCAGAUCACGGAGCAGAGAGCACAGAAGGUCCCGUUCUCGUGACCGCAGAAGGAGACGCUCACGCUCUUCGUCACGAGACAGGCGCCGUUCCCGCUCACGCUCUAGGGAGAGGAGGAGGCGGCAUCGCAGCCGAUCCCGCUCACGCAGCCGAGGACACCGUCACAGCCACGAGCAGAGCUCCAGACACAAGUCGUCCAGAGAUCGAGAGCGCUCGUCCAGGGACCGUGAUCGCUCCUCCAGAGACCGGUCACGGGAGCGAGACAGAAGGGAUGGUAUGAAUGGCAGGUCGGAUUCCCGCAGGGCAGACGACAGAGACAUGGGGGACCUCUGAAGACCAAACUCCAUCCAUGACGACAACGCCACAGCCUCCUCCCGUCUGUCCAUUUAUAAUAUCCUAAUGUUAAACACAGCCCUUGCCUUGACCCCCACCCCUCUGUUUUCCCGCCUGCCUCCUUUCUUUGCUUUAGUGCAGCCAGAGUGCACACCUACUAUCAAGUAUAAAAUGGAGUUUUUUUUUUCCCUUUCUUUUUUUUCUUGUUUUUUUUUUUAAAUAGCAUCAGAUACAUCUGAUUGCUUUUGGAUUUGGCGGGUUAUUGGUCAGUAGUGGAGUGUACUCUUAAUACCCACAUCUGUAACUCGGUGGCUUGUCUGUAUCCAGUCCAUCCCUUGUCUUGUUACUGCCCUGAAAUGUGUCCACUAGAAAAGGCGAACUGAUCUGCUGGACUGGAGCAUAAAAAUGUGACUGGUCCAUGUUCUUUUUAUUAUUAUCUGAUGGUCUUUUGAUAAAUAAUAAAAAAAAAAAUCUGUCUGUAAAUAUAUUCUAGGCUGACUAAUUGUCUGAAAAAGCCUAGUCUUGUCAAGUAGUUUUUUUUAAUUUGUUUUUUCCCUCCUCAUCUCCCUCCUUGAAGAUUUUGUUUCGCUGUUUCAGUGCAGUUCUCGAAUGUCUGUCUACAUAAUGGUUUUCAGUACUUAGUUCUCUAAAACCCACUUAAAGUUUCAAAUUCAAAGGUUUUAAAGAUGUUAGCAUUAGUAUCCAACUUGCCUCCUUUUUUUGUCUUUUUUUUUAUUAUUAUAAGUGAUCAGGUUACAGGUGACUUUCUUCAGUAUAAGUAAAAUCUGAUCUGUAUUGGUGGCAAGUCUCUUUAUCAUUUCUUUCUAUCUUGAUUUCUUUUUAACAUACUGCAAAUAAACAAUAUCUUUAGAAUUUGUGUCGGCAUGUGAAGCAGUAGGUUCAGAAAUGAUCAAGUUCAGAUCUACUUACCUUUGAGUGAAAAAUUUAAACAUUUUUUUUGGCCCAACUUGGACAGAUUUCUUUUCCAAUAUGAUUAAAUGCGAACAGAUUUUAAUGGAUGCACUACUUUACCUAAUGUGUGAAAUCAUAUCUGUUUGUUCUGCUGGAAACCUUUCUUUAAAGUCUCAAUUAAAAAAAGAAAAAAAA
Oreochromis niloticus (Nile tilapia) is the source of this 3571-nucleotide messenger RNA. RefSeq names its product LUC7-like (S. cerevisiae) (gene luc7l). The coding region runs from base 1514 to 2464 and encodes 316 amino acids. Gene Ontology annotation, biological process: mRNA splice site recognition. NCBI's taxonomy places the organism in Eukaryota, Metazoa, Chordata, Actinopteri, Cichliformes, Cichlidae. Gene Ontology annotation, cellular component: U1 snRNP. The transcript has 10 exons. Gene Ontology annotation, molecular function: mRNA binding. The record is from RefSeq and is a predicted model, not a curated record.